This is a messenger RNA of Fusarium verticillioides 7600, 3533 nucleotides long. RefSeq names its product histone-lysine N-methyltransferase ASH1L. The transcript is spliced from 4 exons. Bases 600 to 2960 code for a protein of 786 amino acids. Lineage: Eukaryota; Fungi; Ascomycota; Sordariomycetes; Hypocreales; Nectriaceae. Gene Ontology annotation, biological process: regulation of DNA-templated transcription. Gene Ontology annotation, cellular component: nucleus; chromatin. Gene Ontology annotation, molecular function: histone H3K36 methyltransferase activity; protein binding. The record is from RefSeq and is a predicted model, not a curated record.
GUUGAUUUUCUCCUCUUUUGCUCCCUACAUCCCAUCCCAUCACAUCCAGGAGCGCGCUCACUCAUCAGCCUUUUUCUCCCGAGGGUCGAGCAAACUCAACUCAACUCUGCUCAACUCCCUUUUCUUCCUUGCUCUCCCAGCCCCCCCUCUCUCUCUUCAUCCUACAACUAACGACAACCAACUGCAACACAUCGAUACCAUCCAUCUAUCUCUUGGGGUAUCAAGAGCCUAGGUAUUCAUGUAUUACACUUGAGCACGAGACUUUUAUUCUCCACUAUUCGUCUCUAUCUCUCUCUCAUCUCUUUUUUUACCCUUCCUCCUUCCUUCAUCCCCCCCCCUCCUUUCGUAUCUCUCUAUUCCUUUGACCCUCGUCACGUCCUGGCCACUCAAUCCCACUUUUUUCUUUAAAUCAACCAACAAAGAACGCGACGAGGUCUAAACGCAGCAUCAACAUUCAUUGUUGAACUUCUUUCAAGACAAUACAAUACAAUACAAUACAAUACAAUACACACAAUACGGCACAAGAUAUAAUAUCCCGAUCAUCUUGUCUGUAUCUUAUAUAUAUUACACCAGUCAGGCGAGCUUUUGCCCCUGCCGAAAUGGCACUCUUAUUGUCCUCUGAGGGCGCCUUUGAGGUCAGCGUCACGGACGAUUCUUCUUCCAAUGUCGCGUCUGCAACUUCAACACCUCCUACUACCGUCGCCGAUGAAGCCAGUCUUCACUCCGAUUCUCCCAAACGCGAUGUCGUUCACGUUGCACUCGAGCCUGACUCUCCCGAAAUCGCGCCUCCUACAUCCGAGCCCAUCGAGCCUACAGAGACCGACAGCGCCGCCAAUGCGCCGCCUCCUGCCCCAAUUCGCUCGCGACGUAGCCGCGUUAGUGCUCCGGUUUACAAUCUCGUUCAAUUGAGUGGUACAGCUGGCCAUGGAAAGCGACGCGCCAAAGGAGACAUUGUCGCGGACCGACGACGGAGAAGAAAGACUAUCUCCGGCCCAAUCUUGGGCGAUGACAAGGGAACGUCCGAGACUUCUCAGGAUGCAACACCCGAAACCGUACGCAGUGGUAUCGACGCGCUGGGAGCUACUCAGUCAGCAAGCAAACUGGACUCACCCCGCCCUCGUCGCCAGAAGAUCGUGGAGGAGAGUGGCUCGAGCAGACGUUCUUCGACGCGUCGAUCCAAUGUCUUUGCGCCUAUCGCAGCUACACCUAUUACUAAAAACUCCAAGGCUACCAAACGCAGUCGCAAAUCCAUGGAAAAGCCCUCAACGCCCAUGUCGCGCGAGCUGAGGCGUCUACAGGACACUAAGGAGUUUGCGCAUAUCGACGAGAAGCCCGUGGUUUUGAGUGUGUGGUCAAACGGAAAAUUUGUUGACCCUAAGGCUGCCAAAGCAGCCUCACGAAAGAAGGCUGAGCCUGAGCAACCUGUCGAGGAGCCCAAGGAGGCCGAGCCCGAGCCCGUGGUCAACACCAGGAAGCGUCGGGUUAAGAAAUAUCUUGCCAAGGGUCUCUACGCUGGACAGGAUGCUCCCAUUGACAUUUCUAAGGGCUUGACCGUGGGAGAGAAGAAGGCCCUGGCUCAGCUACCGGAACUCAUUCCCAGCGGCCGCGUCAACAAGACAAUGCCUUUACCCAUGUUCAACGGCCUUCGCACACUUAUUGAAGGCCGCGACUUCAAGCUCCCCUACCAGGUCUGCAACCCGCUUCCACCAGGCCAACCUAAACCUGAUGAAUGGAAGAAAAUGACAAAGAAUCGCUUCAUUGGCGAAUCUAAGGAUUACUGGAGAAAGUCCCCCCACUUCCACGACUAUUCAUCGAAGUGCGUUUGCAAGCCGGAAGAUGGGUGUGGCGAGAGCUGCCAGAAUCGAAUUAUGCUUUACGAAUGUGAUGAGCAGAAUUGCAAUGCGGGCAAGCAGUAUUGCACCAACCGUGCUUUUGCCACUCUCACGGCGCGCCGAAACAAAGGCGGAAAAUACCGAGUCGGUGUUGAGGUGAUCAAGACAUCCGACCGUGGAUAUGGUGUCCGAAGCAACCGAUGCUUCAGACCGAACCAGAUCAUCAUGGAGUAUGCCGGAGAAAUCAUCACCGAAGAGGAGUGUGAGCGCCGCAUGACCGAAGUAUACAAGGACAAUGAGUGCUACUAUCUCAUGAGCUUCGAUCAAAAUAUGAUCAUCGACGCAACAACAGGAUCUAUCGCGCGUUUCGUGAAUCACAGCUGCAACCCAAAUUGCAGAAUGAUUAAAUGGAUCGUUUCCGGACAGCCACGAAUGGCCCUGUUUGCGGGUGAUAAGCCCAUCAUGACAGGUGAUGAGCUGACUUAUGACUACAACUUUGACCCUUUCUCGGCCAAGAACGUACAGAAAUGUCUCUGCGGAGAACCCAACUGCCGUGGUGUUCUGGGACCCAAGCCUCGCGAAGUCAAGCAGCCCAAAGCUGAUCUCAAGAAUGCAGUCAAGGGCGCUGUCAAGGCAGGCAAACGUAAGCUUAAGGAGCUUAUUGGAGACGAAGGAGACAAUGGCAAGAAUGCAAAGAAGCGCAAGGUGCAGCCUGCAAAGGGAGUGAAGCGAGCGAUUUCCAACGCGGGCUCUAAGAUGGCCAAGGGUGCAGCAAAUGCUUUCAAGAAGGGUGUUUCCACAGUGGCCUCGACUACCAAGAAGGCGGCUCUGGGCUCAAAGUCACCGGCUAAGCGACGUGCCACGACUGGAGCUCUCCUUAAGAAGACGACUACCAAACGAGUCCUGCAAACAUACUCACGCACUCCACAGAGACGAGCAUCGGAACGUGCAUCGAGUGUCGGCCUUGUCUCUGCAAGCCGAGCCAAGAGCUCUUCAGUGACCAAGGUGUCAACUAAGACGACGAAGACGACGGCCAGUCUCAGAAGGACAUCCUCCCGGGUGGUCUCGCCCCGACAGGCAUUGGAUCUUUCACGCGAUGGCGAGAUCCGGGUGGUUGCAGACGAUUAGGAAUAUCGGAGAGUUGAUGACGUUGGAAAGGGGAUUUGUGUUUACUGAUAAAGAAUGCAUUCUCGCAGGCCUGGACUGCUCCGUUGCAUCAUGAAAUGAAUCAAGAAUAGGGGCAGGAGAAACGAAUCGGACAGGAAUAGGAACAGGAGCAGAGGAGCGAUAGGAAAUACGGGUGCUAAUCUUGCUCUUUUCCCGCCAUUAUCUUCAUUCUAUUGCUUUUCUGCGGGCGCCAGGGCGUACAAGGAGGCAAGGUUUGGCAUUGUACAGUAUCAGGGAACGGAUGGAUGGCUGGCCGGCUGUUGGUGGUCUGUAACCUUGCUUUAGCUAUCUUUCAUGCUUGCUUUACUGUUCAACACGUAUUGUAAUGAUGUUUGGAAGUGCUUGCUUGCUGUGUACAGUGGUUGCAGUGUGUGUUUCUCGUGAUCAAAAUGCGAUGCGAGGCUUUGCAAUGACAUUGAUGGUCAAGGAUCAGGGGUUAUGUGAUUGUAUAUCCCGGGCACUGAAUCAGACUUGAUUGCAUAUUCCUGAAUACUCACUCAGCCUUUGACAACUAUGUUGAUUUGUCAAUCACAC